Molecule: messenger RNA, 2288 nt
Organism: Drosophila willistoni
Lineage: Eukaryota; Metazoa; Arthropoda; Insecta; Diptera; Drosophilidae
Gene: Gprk1
Product: G protein-coupled receptor kinase 1
Exons: 15
Coding region: 66-2168 (700 amino acids)
Biological process (GO): protein phosphorylation; regulation of signal transduction; G protein-coupled receptor signaling pathway
Molecular function (GO): ATP binding; G protein-coupled receptor kinase activity; G protein-coupled receptor binding
Source: RefSeq, a predicted model, not a curated record
GUAUGAAAAACACAAAAAUAGAAUUCGCAACAGAAGCAGCAACAGAAACUUAAACACUUGAAGAAAUGGCGGAUUUGGAAGCAGUAUUAGCUGAUGUCAGCUAUCUAAUGGCGAUGGAAAAAUCCAAAUGCACCCCAGCUGCAAGGGCCAGCAAAAAAUUAAUUCUACCAGAUCCCAGUGUCAGAAGCGUUAUGUACAAGUAUCUUGAAAAGGAAAAUGAACUUAACUUCCACAAAAUCUUUAAUGAAGUUUUAGGUUACUUGUUGUUCAAAGACUUUUGUGAAAAUGAUUCCGAUGAGCCAAUACAACAGUUGAAGUUUUAUGAACAGAUAAAAAGCUUUGAAAAAACAGAGUGCUAUGAAGAACGAAAAAAAUUGGCCAGAGAAAUUUAUGAUAAUUUUAUAAUGGAAGAAAUGCUCUCUCACACAUAUGAAUACUCCAAAGAUGCUGUUGCUAGUGUCCAAAAAUAUUUGUUGAAAAAUGAAGUUCCAAUGGACUUGUUUGAGCCAUACAUGGAAGAGAUUUUCACUCAACUAAAGGGCAGACCAUUCAAAAAGUUCUUAGAAAGUGACAAAUUUACCAGAUUUUGUCAGUGGAAAAAUUUGGAGCUCAAUAUUCAACUGACAAUGAACGAUUUUAGUGUGCAUAGAAUAAUUGGGCGUGGUGGUUUUGGAGAGGUUUACGGAUGUCGAAAAGCGGACACUGGAAAAAUGUAUGCCAUGAAAUGUCUGGAUAAAAAGCGCAUUAAAAUGAAGCAAGGUGAAAUGCUGGCUUUAAAUGAGCGUAAUAUGCUGCAAGCUGUCAGCACCGGAAUUGAUUGUCCCUUUAUUGUCUGUAUGACAUACGCAUUUCACACACCCGAUAAGCUGUGCUUCAUAUUAGAUUUAAUGAACGGCGGAGACUUGCAUUAUCAUUUGUCGCAACACGGCGUUUUUAGCGAAGAUGAAAUGAAAUUCUAUGCAGCAGAAGUGAUUCUGGGGUUGGAGCAUAUGCAUAAAAGAUGCAUUGUUUAUCGAGAUCUGAAACCUGCUAACAUAUUGCUCGAUGAGAACGGUCAUAUUCGAAUUUCUGAUUUAGGCUUAGCCUGUGAUUAUUCAAGGAAAAAGCCGCAUGCUUCCGUGGGAACUCACGGUUAUAUGGCGCCAGAAGUAUUGUCAAAAGGAACAUCAUACGAUUCAUGUGCAGACUGGUUUAGCUUUGGAUGUAUGUUGUAUAAAUUGCUUAAAGGACACUCACCAUUUAGGCAGCAUAAAACAAAAGAUAAACAUGAGAUUGAUAGAAUGACAUUAACCAUGAAUGUCGAACUCCCGGAUUCCUUUUCUGCGGAAUUAAGGAAUUUAUUGGAAAUGCUACUCCAAAGAGAUGUACCCAAGCGUCUUGGCUGUAUGGGAAAUGGGGCUGAUGAAGUUAAAAUGCAUAAUUUCUUCUGCGGAAUCGAUUGGCAUCAAGUUUACAUUCAGAAAUACACUCCACCGCUAGUUCCCCCACGGGGUGAGGUCAAUGCUGCAGAUGCCUUUGACAUUGGAUCUUUCGAUGAGGAGGACACAAAGGGCAUUAAAUUAAACGACACAGACCAAGAUCUUUACAAGCAUUUUUCAUUGACUAUAUCAGAAAGAUGGCAGCAGGAAGUAUCCGAAACAGUAUUCGAAACAAUAAAUCUGGAGACAGAUAAAAUCGAACAAAAAAAGAAAUCUAAGCAGAAGCUGCAUUUUGAUACAGAUGAAAAAGAAUCUGAUUGUAUUCUUCAUGGAUAUAUAAAGAAACUGGGCGGAUCUUUUGCGUCUUUAUGGCAAACUAAAUACGCCAAAUUGUAUCCAAAUCGGUUGGAACUACAUUCAGAGAGUGGAAAUAACAAACCAGAACUUAUAUUUAUGGACCAAGUAGAAGACAUUUCGUCUGAUUUCAUUCUUCACAAAAACGAGAACUGUAUACAAAUCCGUAUUAACGAUGGCAGUAGGGAUGGUAGAAUUGUUUUAACAAAUUCUGACGAAAUUGGCUUAAAGGAAUGGGCAUCAUCACUGAGAUCGGCUCACAAGAUGUCACAAGAUCUGUUGGGCUCUAUGGCAAAGAAAGCUGGCAAAAUUUAUGGCAGUGAACGAGAUGCUAAUAAAUCGAUGUAUAUAUUAGGGGGUAGCAGUUCAACGAAAUCGUCUAAUGGGUCUAAUUAAAGAAACUCAAUAAAAUGAAUAAACUAAAUUUAACCUACAUUAAGAUUCCUGCUUUGUAAAACCUCAGUAGGAAUGUAAUCAAGAAAAAUGAUUCCUAAUAAAUCCAAUCUUGUAAAAUCA